GCUGCUUGCUUGCGACCUGACCUGACCUGCCCUAACCUCUGUUUUGAGCGACCGCAUAUCUACCGAACCCGUGCCCUCAACCCCCACGCGACCAUCAUUUUCCUUUCUUUCUUUUCUUUUUUUCUUUUUGGGCCUUGCGUGUUAGGUAUCCCUCCCCCCUACCCAGUUCUUUCUGAUCUACCCGCCCGGACGAUCUAUAUUAAUAAAUCUCAUCAUCUUCUUCGCACUACGGAUCGGUCUAUUAGAUCCCGAGACCAAAGGAGAAUAUCACGGGUCCCCUUUGAGCGAGUAUGCUCGCAGGAAAGGAAAGAGAGAGCGGGAGUAGUUACGAUGGGAAUGGAUGGAUGGAUGUAUGGAUGCCGCGGAAGAAGGGCCCGUUCCCGAGUCCCUGGGUUACACUACACCCUCGGAAUGAGAUUUUAUCCAGAUAUUUAUCCUACACACACGUUGAUGCGCUUUUGGGAGGCAUUUGCUUUGCUGUUCAGUCCUACAUCCUUCCCUUCCUCUCUCCCUCCCUCUCUCUCUGAUGUAAUCAGAGUCAAGUUUUCUCUUCACUAUC
This is a messenger RNA of Periconia digitata, 559 nucleotides long. The record is from the annotation of a GenBank genome assembly. NCBI's taxonomy places the organism in Eukaryota, Fungi, Ascomycota, Dothideomycetes, Pleosporales, Periconiaceae.